Messenger RNA from Pelodiscus sinensis (Chinese soft-shelled turtle), 1316 nucleotides. Lineage: Eukaryota; Metazoa; Chordata; Testudines; Trionychidae. The record is from RefSeq and is a predicted model, not a curated record.
UCCUCCAGUUGGGCGUCGGGGCUGGGGGCUGGACUGUGGAGCCUGGUUUAAAGCCUCGCUCUUCCCACUGGCGUUUCUCAGACUGUGCCAGCUUCCACUUGGCCGCGGGGGACCCACCUGCUCCCUGGGCCAGAGAUCACUGAAAAUGUCCGACGUGGAAGAAAUCAUCGAAGAAUAUGAAGAGGAACAGGAAGAGGAGUGUGUGGAAGAAGAAGAGGAAGAAUGGCUAGAGGAGGAAGACGACCAAGAAGAACACCUAGAGGAGGUGGAAGAGGAGGCUGUGGAGACCCCAGCAGAAGGGCAUGAAGAGAAAGAAAAAGAAGGUGGCGAGGGGGAGCGAGAGCAGGAGUCUGGGGAAGGGGAGUCCAAGCCCAAGCCCAAGCUCUUCAUGCCGAACCUGGUGCCUCCCAAGAUCCCGGAUGGGGAGAAAGUGGAUUUUGAUGACAUCCACCGCAAGCGCAUGGAGAAGGACCUGAACGAGCUGCAGGGCCUGAUCGACGCCCAUUUUGAGAACAGGAAGAAGGAGGAAGAGGAGCUGAUCUUCCUCAAGGACCGAAUCGAGCAGCGGCGAGCGGAGCGGGCGGAGCAGCAGCGGAUCCGCAGCGAGCGGGAGAAGGAGCGCCAGGCUCGCGUGGCAGAGGAGCGAGCCCGCCGAGAGGAAGAGGAGGCCAAGAAGAGGGCUGAAGAGGAGGCCAGGAAGAAGAAGGCUUUCUCCAACAUGCUGCAUUUCGGGGGCUACCUGCAGAAGACAGAGAAGAAGAGCGGGAAGAAGCAGACGGAGCGGGAGAAGAAGAAGAAGAUUCUCGGCGAGCGGCGAAAACCUCUGAACAUCGACCACCUGAACGAAGAGAAGUUGAAAGACAAGGCCAUGGAGCUGUGGCAGAGCAUCCACGACCUGGAGGCUGAGAAAUUCGACCUGCAGGAAAAGUUCAAGAGGCAGAAAUAUGAGAUUAAUGUUCUCCGAAACCGCAUUAGCGAUCACCAGAAGGUCAAAGGCACAAAGGCUGCCCGUGGGAAGACUGUGGUUGGCGGCCGCUGGAAGUAGAACCUGUCAGGCGGGCACAAGGCAGAGGACAGGCCCAGGCGUGGAGAGACGCAUUUCUGUUUGGUCAUCCAGCUGGACUCCAUUUUCCGUGGAUCCUGCAUGAACCUACCCACCUCCCUGAAGGACCCGGGCCAGUUGUGCUUGCACUGACUGCACGGCACGGGCAGUGCUCUUGUGUGUGGAGCAAAUGCCUUGCUAGCUGCUGCUUGCUCUUUUCACUGACCCCUGAGAUGUUGUCGUGUCUGUAAAUAAAGAGAAUCAUGAAGCGAGA